Molecule: messenger RNA, 1362 nt
Organism: Lichtheimia ornata
Lineage: Eukaryota; Fungi; Mucoromycota; Mucoromycetes; Mucorales; Lichtheimiaceae
Exons: 1
Coding region: 1-1362 (453 amino acids)
Biological process (GO): exocytosis
Cellular component (GO): cell tip; Golgi to plasma membrane transport vesicle
Molecular function (GO): guanyl-nucleotide exchange factor activity
Source: RefSeq, a predicted model, not a curated record
AUGUCAUCACCAUCACCUCCACUUAGUGAGAAAAACUUCCAUCAUAAGGAUGAAGGUAGCCUAACACCCAAGGACAUUGCUGAUUUAUGUUCGCAAUUACAAUCCGUGGUUGAACGUGUGCCCAGCCCUAGUACACCAGCAGCAGCAACAGCAGGCGAUACCAAUAGCAGUACCAAAAGCUUAUCUCUUCCCGACAGCAGCCGCAGUCCUAGUAUCACCAGCACACCCGCAGCAGCAGCAGAUUGCCCUUGUCGACAUAUUGUAGAGGCAAAAAAGGGAGCAACAAACAAACAUUGUGCCUUGUGUGGACGAACUAUACCAGUACUUGAAGAAUUGCAAGCGCAACAAGAACGGGUGACGACGCUGGAGAAUGACUUGAGGGUUUUAAACGGUAAAUACGUGGAUGAAAUUGAUCGUGUGGCCGAGCUACAACAUGCCAAAGCUCAAGCAGAAGCUGAAUUGGAAGAGCUAUCACAACAACUAUUUGAAGAAGCCAACGGGAUGGUGGCGAGUGAGAAACGGGAAAAGACCGAUUUGCAACGUGAAUUGGAGGAUACACGUGAGCGACUUGCAGCUGAAGAAUCUCAAUUGCGUCAAUUACGUCAACUUUUUCAGGAUGAGCUUGAUCAACAAGGAGGAGGACGACGCUUAUCAUUGGAUAAUACAAAGAUUACAAGCGAUCGCCUGGAUACAAGGCGUGCCGACAAAUUGGUUGUGGAUGAAUUUGCAACGUUUGUCAAACAAAGUAGAUCACUGCCACCAAGAAAACUUAUGACCAUGCCAUUUGUAAAGCACAGCGUGGAAGAGGAUGCCCUACCUUGUUUACGAUUUGGACCCCACCCACGAAUGUCAGCACGUAAACUUGUGGAUGCUCUUGCACUUAACACAUGCUUUAUUGAAAAGACACCCCCAGGCUUUGAGAAAUCACAACAAUACAAGGUGAUCGUGAAUGAAACGCCAUUGAAGAUAUCAGUACACAAGCUCAAUUUAUGGGACCGAUUCAGUGGUGAUGUUCUUGCAGUGAGUGGAUGUCAAGCAUGUGGGCGACAUGAUCCACAAACACCCCUUGAGUUUCGAGUGCGUGUAUCCACACAAGAUGAUUGGGCGUGCAUUGAUGGAUUUUGUCGUGACCGGCUUGUAGCUGUAUGCGAGUUCUUUGGAUUUCUACGCAAUGUGCAACAAGGUUACUAUAAUAGUCGAUCGGUACCAGAUCUUUAUAGGGAGGUAUUACAACUACGACUACAAAUGUUCAUGGCUCGGAUGGGGAUCGGGCAUGAGCAGCAACAAAGGGCAACAACAACAUCACCACCGCCGGAGAUUGAACAAGGAUCCGAGUUAUUGUCACCCACACAAAACAAGUAG